Messenger RNA from Notolabrus celidotus (New Zealand spotty), 1314 nucleotides. It is a transcript of the gene rsl1d1, whose product is annotated as ribosomal L1 domain containing 1. The transcript is spliced from 9 exons. Gene Ontology annotation, cellular component: 90S preribosome. The record is from RefSeq and is a predicted model, not a curated record. The coding region runs from base 91 to 1173 and encodes 360 amino acids. Lineage: Eukaryota; Metazoa; Chordata; Actinopteri; Labriformes; Labridae.
AGUUCUCGUACAAAUAAAGUUUUUUUCUGUAUGUGACGUAGAACACCGAUUGCGCAUGCGUGGCUGGCGAUAACACGUGAAGCAGGCAGCAUGGCCGAGGGAAAGGAUCUUUCAUUAGACCGAGCACAGGUGAAAAAGGCCGUUCAAGCCCUUCAAGCUUUCCUGAAAACCAAAUCCACGUCCGACGCUCUGUUUCUGGAUGAGACUCAGCAGAUCAGCCUGCUCUUCACCCUCUGGAAGGUCCCCAGAGUGGCACAGACCAUCCGCAUACCCUUGCCUCAUGGCCAGCGGACUGACACAGACGAGGUUUGUCUCUUCACGAGAGAUGAGCCCAACAUGACCUCGGAACAAACACAGCGGUUUUACAAGAAACUGCUGGAAGUGAAGGGAGUCAAAAACAUCUCUGAGAUCAUUCCAUAUAAGGCCUUAAAGACAGAGUACAAACCGUUUGAGGCCAAACGUCGUCUGCUGGGGAACUUUGACAUGUUCCUUUCAGACGACCGUGUCCGUCGUCUGCUGCCAUCACACCUUGGGAAGCACUUCUAUGAGAGGAAAAAGGAGCCCCUGAGCGUGAACCUGCAGAGUAAACAGCUGGCCAGAGACAUCCAGAAAGUGAUCCAGGGCACCAGCUUGAAGGUUACCAACAAGGGCUGCUGCUGCAUGGCACGUGUCGCCCACUCCGGCAUGACUGCAGAUGAGGUGACAGACAACAUUGAGGCUGCUGUCCAGACAGUGGUGGCCAAAAUGCGUACGAAAGGACCAAUCAUGAAGCUCAUCCAUAUAAAGAGUCAAACGUCAGUGGCCCUGCCCAUCUACACCUCAGACCUGAGCAACCUCGACAUGCUGCAGAAGAAAGAGAAACGUACGAAGACUCCCAAGAAAAAGGGAGCCAAAAAGCAGGAAAAGAAUGAGACAGAUGCUACAAACGAAACAGAUGCCACUGCUAAGGAAGGGGAAAACGUGGAGGAAGAGGAAGAAAUCCCACAGCUGGUUCCCAUUGCUACCCCGAGCAAAAAGCCUAAACUGGAGAAACCAUCCAAAAAGAAGCAGCUGGAGAAAGCACCCAAACCUGCCAAGGCAAAGAAAGGAAAAAAGAAAUCGCCCAGCAAAGUGACGAAGAAGGCCGGAAAGACUGAUUUCAAAGUAAAAAGGAAAGUGCCUAAAGUGAAAUGAUUGGAACAUCUUUCACAUGACCUUCUCAACACGGACGAUUUACACUUCACACUCUUCACUGUUCACAGAAUGCCCUUUAUAUUCAGUCUGUUUUUCUCUUUUGUGUAUGAAUGGAAAUAAUUAUAAACUGUUAUCUGAACA